This is a messenger RNA of Sycon ciliatum, 1631 nucleotides long. RefSeq lists its product as uncharacterized. Bases 16 to 1038 code for a protein of 340 amino acids. NCBI's taxonomy places the organism in Eukaryota, Metazoa, Porifera, Calcarea, Leucosolenida, Sycettidae. The transcript has 4 exons. The record is from RefSeq and is a predicted model, not a curated record.
CUACGCUAUCCAAAUAUGGUUAGAGGUAUCCUGCGGGCAUGUGCUCUUGUCAAUGAGGAGAACACUGACGUGACCACACUGGCAGUAUCUGCACUGAAGCAACUAGCCAGUCUACCUACGUAUGUCUGGCAAGAAAGCAAGAACCAGCACAACCUGAGAUGGGCAGUGUACUGGGCCGCAAAGUGCCGAUGUUCAACUGCAGGAUUCACGAAGUUACUACAACAGCAGCUUGAUGUCAUGUGUAUUGAGGAAUGUAGAGAUAUUGAUCGGCAUGCUCAUGCAUUGUUUUUGUUGAAUAUACUUGAUCGUCACCUGGCGCAAAACUUGACGAAUCGUUAUUUGACCAUACACAGUACAGGUGAUCCCAAGGAUCGUCAUACUCAAGUAUUCAGACUACUUCUCUACUGUACACUGUGUGGUGUAGAGUGCAGUGCCUUGCUGAAGCUGAUCAGUGUUGAUCAUCUGAUACAGAAAUGCCAUCCUCGCCGUGUGCAACUGCUAUAUUUGCACAACACCCUCCCUGUCACUAACGACCAGCGGCUACAGAUAAUGAACAGGUGUGCAGUGUGGUUCCAGAAGGCUGUGCCAAGUCAGCAGUCAGGUCGAAUGUAUGACAUGCUGUCAUACUUCAUUGGUCCAAAGCACACCACUGGCAUGUCUCUGGUUGAUGGUGUGGACGUUCAGGCAUUCUGCAUCUUCAACCAAGACCAUGAACCAGUGAAGACUGAUACGUAUCCAGCUGAUGUAUACAACGGUGUAUCAGUAGAUAUGACUGCAGCUAGACGUCAUGGUUUCAGUGUUGUGGCAUGUCGGGGUGUGAGUGACACUCAGUUACAACGUCAUCCUGUACGUACACCUAACGGGUAUAACACUCUUGAGGCAUCGGCACUCAAAUCUCAAGGAUGUUAUAUUAUUCCGAUGGUACUCAAAUAUGGCGCUCGGCACUCGCAGAAAAGCAGCCACACUAUCCCGGAUUUGCUGAUCAAUUAUCCGUAUCACAUCACCGUGUUCAAAGACCUGUUACCCGCCAAGCAGUGAUGGACAUACACACUGAUGUCAUAGUCUACAUGAUGAUAUCUCUGAACAGCAGAAUACUAAGCCGAAUUGUGCAGGAAGUGUGUUAUAUCAUUUGAGACUGGAAUAUUUUUGUCUAGUGAUUGAACUUAGCAAGAAGCGUGUGCUCCUUGUUGGAGCAACCAACUUCAUGACUAGUGAUUGAAGUUUUAAUUUCUCCGAUUCCUUGCUGUUUUUUCUGCUGAGCUGAACACUGAGGAAGUUCGUGCUGCGUCUUGUUUAAUUCCACUCCAUUGGCUGAGUAGCUCAGUUACCGAGUAACGGAGUAACUGAGUACAGCCGAUGUGAGAGGGUAGUGCUGCUAGUGCUAGUGUAGUAUGCGUGUUGAUCAUGUUUUUGAAAUCAAGGCAUUGUUGAGUUUGUGCGUGAAUGUUUGCGUGUCUGUGCAUUCAAUUCCCAUAUUUUUCUUUGUGCGUGCUUGUACAAUCAUGUACCUUGAUAUUAUUAUUGUGAAUCCUCCACAUGUGUGUUUUCCGCUUCCAUUGUCCAUAGUACACGUAGUACAUGUAGCAUCUGGAGUAGCCAGGAUCCUGAUUUUUGACUGAGCUACAUGUUUA